AUGGUUAAUGCUUGGGGAGCAACUAAAAAACUAGAUACGGUUUGUUAUGCAGAGUCAGUGCAUUGGACUGCCCGAGCUUCCUACACUAGUGUCUUGUUUCAAUCGGCACGUUGCUCUGAAGUCCCACAAGGCUUCUCUCUGUCAUUAGAUCUUCAAGUUGAUUUUGUUUUCGCGUAUCAAAAAGCAUUGGAGCUUCUCGACUUGUGUGAUGAGUGGACAUCCCCUGAGCACAGAGUUGCUGGGGGCACCGAGCUUGAGGCAGAGUUAAAUGGCUGGCUGCAUUCCCAAGGAAGGAGGGCUUUUACUCUCGGUGGUGCGGCUCCCCGAUUCCAGGUGCCUCAUGCUUCACCCGUCGUCGAUGAGGAGAUGCAGACCCUACUGGCUCUGGCAGUGAGUCACACGAGCGGGAAAGCGAACGACCAAUUCAGAAGGUGCUACACUCUUCAGAGCCACGACCAUGCACAAGUGCAUAGUGUUCACGUGAACGGUGCUGUCCUUUGUGCUUGCUGGCAUAUUUGCUUUGUUUGCUUGAACACUUAUGGUUGGCCAUUUGCUUGCAGGGCUGAGAGCGACCAUGCAAUUUUAGCGUCUGAACAGCAUACAUCUCUUGGGCUCAGCCAAGGCAGUUUUAUGGUGCCCGUGGUAGAUGUAUACCAUAGGCCAGGGUCAGCUCCUGUCUUCACUGCGAACAGCCGUGUAGUGCAUAGAGGGCGCUCUGGUGAGCUUUCAAGUCCUAAACUGAGGCGUGGCUCUACGCAGGCAGCGCAAGGGGGCGCGUCCCCAGGAAGCCCGGCGGAUUCAUUCUUUACAGCUAUCUUCGGGCUACUGCUACCGGUAAUAUUGGCGUCUGCGCUCAACGACACCACAAACUCUACCAAGAACGACCACAGCCACAAGCACCACAACAAAUACCACAGGCGCCACCACCACCAUGAACACCAGAAACACGAGCACCAUCAUAAUGACAAGCGUCGGCGAGAGCAACAGGAGUCAAGCAGCCACACCCACGUUGGCUCAAUUCUCCACCGCUCUACCGUUGGGUCGGCCAACACCGCGGCCCCCAACGAGGCGGUUGGAAGAGUCCUGGGCAACAACUUGCUAGCUGGGAUCUCUGAAGCAACAGAUGAAUCCUCCAGCAGCUACAGAAGCGGUGCCGGGUGGGUCAUCUUGACAGGCUUGGCAGUGCUUGGGUGCAUGGCCACAGUAGCAGCCUGGCGCGCCCUCUUACUUAAAAGGCUGAGGACCAAAAACGCCUGGAAGGCUGAAGACACUCAGCUCAUGACAAGACCCCACGCUCAGUGA
This is a messenger RNA of Cyclospora cayetanensis, 1302 nucleotides long. RefSeq lists its product as uncharacterized. The record is from RefSeq and is a predicted model, not a curated record. Bases 1 to 1302 code for a protein of 433 amino acids. NCBI's taxonomy places the organism in Eukaryota, Apicomplexa, Conoidasida, Eucoccidiorida, Eimeriidae. The transcript is spliced from 3 exons.